AUGAGAUCCAUUGAGAUGAGUUUCAAUUCCAAGUAUGGUUACGAUUGGGUAUUUAGCUAUUUUGAUGUGGAAUCUGGGGGAUUUCCAGAAGAGUUGAGAAGACGGUUGGAACAUAUGGUGACAGGAAACGUGAUUAUAGAGGAGAUUAAGCGUGACAAUCCUUAUUUUAAUAUACCCGAAUCAAUAGAUAGACAUUACUUGAAAUGGAAGGGAAUGUCUGGAAGUCGGUACGGCCUAGUGCCGAACCAUAAGUACUUGGAUUUCAAGUUAAAGAAUCGAUUUCAUUCAUAUGGGUUUCAAUUUCUUCCCACCUUGUCACGAUAUCGAUAUGUUUGUAAUGUUGACAUCGGAACAGCGUUGCAGUGCAAUGUUGACGAUGAUUUUUUCAGGCGUAUGAAGACAGAGGAAAAGGCAUUUGGGUUCUCAUAUGCACCUGUCGAUUCUGCUGUUGGUGUAAAGACUUUGUUUGGCACCUAUCUUGAAUUCAUCAACCAAUCGGAAGAAUCGGGCGCAGUUUCUUCAAACAACCUACAGAAAUUCAUAAUAAAUGAAGGAGUUACUCCUUUAUACACUCAAUGCAACAUGGACAGCAAUAUGGGGAUUGUUGACAUGGACAUCUUACGGAGCGAGCACUACAAGCGAUUUUUCAAUCACAUGGAUGCAGCUAUGGGUUUAUUUUACGAACGCUGGACCGAUUAUAACUUGAAGACGCUCUAUUUCAGUACAUAUGUUGAUAAAGAUAAGAUCUUGUACAUUGCCGACUCAGGAUACAAUGAUCUUCUCAAUAGAAUAUCAUGUCCAAUCAAUAUGGAGGAAAAAAUCGCACAUAAAUGUGUGUGCGAUCCACGGAACGACUUGGCAUUCAGUCGCUCUAGCUGUUUGAGGCUCUUCUUCAAUAUAACAGGAAUGGAGUUACCAAAGGAUGUUGAGGUGACAGAUAUCUAUGGAGUCAAAUAUAAGAGAGCCAGAGUGAAGGGGAAAACAUAUGAAAAUAUGUUCAAGAGGUUGGAACAGAAGUAUAGAGAACUAUUUUUGUAG
This is a messenger RNA of Brettanomyces nanus, 1038 nucleotides long. RefSeq lists its product as uncharacterized. Gene Ontology annotation, molecular function: alpha-1,2-mannosyltransferase activity. The record is from RefSeq and is a predicted model, not a curated record. The transcript has 2 exons. Bases 1 to 1038 code for a protein of 345 amino acids. Gene Ontology annotation, cellular component: Golgi apparatus; membrane. NCBI's taxonomy places the organism in Eukaryota, Fungi, Ascomycota, Pichiomycetes, Pichiales, Pichiaceae. Gene Ontology annotation, biological process: cell wall mannoprotein biosynthetic process; protein N-linked glycosylation; protein O-linked glycosylation.